AUGAGGGUUGUGAAAACCGCCGCUGGAAGGAGCAUGAUAGUCUUCGUCGCUGCAUCCGUAUUUUGCUCCCUGAUGUCAAAAAUAAUGGUGACCAGAUACUUUUUCGACUAUCCAGUGGUUAUUCUUAUGAUGCAGUCCGCUGCAACAUUAUUUGUUAUUGAGGUUACAAGAGUGCUAGGAAUCCUCAAAGUCGCACCAUACUGUUUCGAGAAGGGACGUCACAUUGUAAUUCCAUCGAUUCUUUAUACAAUUUCCCAAUGGAUUACUGUAGCUUCAUUCGAGGGAAUUGCAAUGCCAAACUUUGACUCUGUGAAGCGGCUUACCCCGAUUUUGAUUCUAGUCGGUCUAGCUGCCAGAAAUAGACAACAGAGAGUAGAUCAGAAUAAAACCUUUAUAAUUAUUGGAUUAUCGAUUGCUUCAGCGUUUGCAGUAAAUCUCGACUUAUCCGUGGACAGAUAUUCUCUGAUGUAUGGGCUUGUUGGAGCAAUCCUUCAAGCCGCUGCAUUUGUACUUUUUGAGGAACAUCUUCAGAAUUACAAUUACACUGAAGUCUUGUACAUGCACUCUUUCAACUCGCUCGUCUUUUAUCUUCUGGCCGAUAUGGUUCGAGACGAACUCCGAGAUGCUUUCAUGUAUAUGAUCACUUCAGCUCAUCCGCUUUUCAUUAUUGUUUUUGCUGUUUCCAUGUUUGCCGGAGUUCUCUUCCACUUCACGACAUUCUCCUGUCUCGAGAAGAAUGGUCCAUUGAAUAUGCAAAUUGUGUCAAAUGUUCGUGCAGUUGUUGAGACAUUCUUGGCUUAUUACCUCUCGGUUUAUCUGUUUUACGAUGUGUACCCGGGAGUUUUGAACUGGGCUUUCCUCGCAGUAACCUUUGUCGCUGCAAGAGCUCUUGUCAAUCGAGACUGUGAGCCAGAAAUUGUGAAGGGACCAUGGAUGAGCAAAGCAUAAUCAUAAUAAUACAUUUUAAACUUUAAAACAUUCCCAUUUGAAUUGGUAAUAAAGGUUUCAGUUUCGUC
Caenorhabditis elegans is the source of this 1016-nucleotide messenger RNA. RefSeq lists its product as uncharacterized. The record is from RefSeq and is marked reviewed. Gene Ontology annotation, cellular component: membrane. Lineage: Eukaryota; Metazoa; Nematoda; Chromadorea; Rhabditida; Rhabditidae. Bases 1 to 948 code for a protein of 315 amino acids. The transcript is spliced from 8 exons.